AAAUUACAGUAACUAAUUACUUAGUAACUAGUUACACCCAACACUGUUUGAGAGUCAGUCAAGAAGUAAGGUAAGAAUAACUGCAUAUUAUUACAAAAUAGUAGUGCUUUUACACCUUCUAUGUACAUAAACUUGUUGUUUAAGCCAAAAAUACAUUGUAUGGGUCAAAAUUAUCGUUGUUUCUUUUAUGCCAAAAAUCAUUAGGAUAUUAAGUAAAAUCAUGUUCCAUGAAGAUAUUUUGUAAAUUUCCUACCCUAAAUAUUUAAAAAGUUUAUUUUUGUGAGUGGAUGGCCUACAGUGCCUCUGAUAUACUUCAAAUGCAAUUUUCUCAAUAUUUAUAUUUUCUUGCACCCUCAGACUCCAGAGUUUUAAACAGUUGUAUAUCCUCUAGAUAUUGUCCUGUCCUAACAAACCCAUACAUCAAUAGAAAUCUUUAGGUUCAGUUUUAUUAUUAUUCAGCUUUCGGGUGAUGUAAAAAUCUCAAUUUCGAAAAAAUGACCCAUAAGAAUGGUUUUGUUGUCCAGGGUCACACAUGCUUUCAAAUUAAUUUGUUGGAGCUGUUCCUAAAUUCCAGGUUGUCAGGUCCCAUUGAUUUAUAUCAGUUUCAAUAGCCCUUUUAAUCAGAUUGAUUUGGUUCUCAAACAACAGAUGGCACAUGUGUUUUGUCAUAAUACAUUAUUACCUUGUGUGUGUGUGUUAUAUUCGUUGCCUCCAGUUAUUUAUCGGCAGUAACAUGAAGGGCACCCACGGUCACGAGUGAGUGAUGAAUAAAGUAGACGAGAUAGGCUACUGUUUCUUUUUUUUUAAGCAGAAUAUAGUUUCUUAAAAGCAUCGAAGGUCAUCCCAAAGAUGAAAACCGAUGGCUGAGCCUUUUAUAAUGAAGAUCACAGAUGAUUUGUUAUUUUUCUUGUUCUGACAUCAAUCCACUAGUCAUCGAUUGAAAAGGGUUUGUCUGGCUAAACAUGCUGUGACACUUGCGUAAUUUAAAUAGCUUUUUAUACUGACUGGUGAUGACUCAAAUAGAAAUCUGUGCGGACACCACAGCAUACAUUCAGUCACUAAACUUAACUGAGUCAAAAAGCUUUAAGAUUUUUUCCUUUUUUGUGAAGACACUAUUUUAACUUGACACCCUUUAUUCCGACCUUGUUGUUACCGAGUCUGGUGGAAACAUCAGAGAGAAAUGUGUGAAAAGCUACAAUGCCCUCUAAUGGCCAGUAGUGCACACUGAACACAACAUACUAGCAGAAAAAUUGAUGGUUAAAAGAACUUAAAAGCCAUUUAAUAAAUGUUUUUUUUCUUUAUUGAUAUCAUUGUCAAAGUGAGGAUGGUUGAUUUGUGAUUCUUAACAGAGAAAAAGGGCUAGAUCUAUACAGAGAACAAGCAGAAAUGUGUUUGAGUUUGCGCUUUAAAAAAUGUUCCACGUUUAUUUGUGAAAUGAUUUACUUCUCAAAUCAGAGUAAAAUAAUUCUACUUUGUGUGCAGACAAAACAUAUUAAAAUAUUAUAAUAUUCAUACAAAAUGAUACGAGACCAAGUACCUUAAAGCUGGUGAAAGUUUUAUGAUUUAAAAAAGGUCCUUCUUUUUGUCUGUUUUUUUCUCAACUGUGAACAGAUUUUGAAAACAUUGCAAUGAUAAAAAUGUGAGCUUUGAAGCAGUGCGGUAAUGUUUAACAUGACUCAUCUGAUUGGGUCAUUGUAUGAGGUUAUGACCUGUAAAAAAUGAUAAAAUCCUCCAUUUUUUGUAUCAAUAAAUACACAUGCACGAAUGCACAGUCCCUGCCCUCCCUCUCCUUCUUUCUCUCUUUUUUUUGUGUCUUCCCAGGUAUAAAACAAGUGUGCUGCAAGUUAUCUGGGUCAAACACAAAGCAACCCCUACGGUCUUCAAGAGAGAAAGCAGAGAUAGAAUGAGGAAAACAGGGGGAAUGAGGAUAAACAAACAAACCACCCAUAGAACACAUCGACCCACUCCACGUGAUGUCACGUUUAUCACUGGGGCCAGAACUGAGCUAGUGAGAAAAAUAGAGAGAGAGAGAGAGAGAGAGAGAGAGAGAGAGAGAGAAAAGGAGAGAGCGUAAGGGGAUGUAUACGUAUUUGUGAACAUUGGAUUGUACCACUGUGGUAUUAUCUGGAUCGUUACAAGAGCCUGUGCUUUUGCACGUGUGGUUGUCCACAACUCAACAUGGCUAAAUGGAACUCAAAGCUCAAAUGGUUCCUUCUGGUCAACAUAUUACUGUCUGAUGUGGUAUUUUCUAGAGGUCCACUUCCACAGAGACCCCACAGCAACCUGGGGCCAAUCACUUCAUCCCAAUCAAGUUUGCCAGAAUCUCAAAUCCAUUUAGAAGGCGGUGAUGUCCAUCCUGCUUAUCAGCUGGUCUUAAACCUCUCUGCCUCUCUAAAAGGUCAACUGCAUCUCCACAGCAAUGCAAGCUGUGUGGAGCUCGCUAAUGGAAGCUGGAGAGGAAACGGUUUCUCUCAGGAGCUCCUGGGGUUGGCAAUGGUGCCUGUGUUGGUAUCAGCGAGAUGUUUGGUUGAAGCCCAAGAAUUGGUAAGGAAGCUCUACACAGUGCUGGGCCAAGAGGAUACGCAUGAACUUGUGCAGGACGUGCUGAUUUUGAUCAAAAGAGGCAAAGAGAAGGAAUCGACAAAUGCCGCUCAUCACACCUUUAGAAACACAAGCCAUAGCACCUCCUCUCCCACAAUACUAAGCCAAGUGUCACAGCACCAUCUGCAAGCUUUGAUUUUUAACAUUAACCAGCUGGCCGAACUGGGAAAAGGCGUAGAUAUUUAUGAAGGUGAAGAUGGACCCAGGGGACAAUGCAGGGGGUGGGUUAGGGUGAAGGGCACACAGUUAUUGGGGGUGGCUGCAGAACAGAUUGAACCAUUGCGCCUUGACGGGGCGCAGAAAGCCUGUCGACGCUUGGGACUCCGCUGUGCAGGUGUGACCCAAGACGGUAGUUACAAUCCUGAAUAUUAUCGUGUUAUCUUAAGGACUGGCAGUCGAGUACUGCCUUCAUCUUCCUCGGAGAGCUGGAUUCAGAACUGCAAACCGGCGGUUAUACGCUGGCGUAGAAAUACAGUUCCUCAGAAUAACUGCAUGAACAAAAAAGAGAAGCAAGUGUAUACCAUGGUGGAGUGGAUCCCUGCGGUCUCUACUCUAUAUAAUCUGGGAACGGCUGUUUACUAUGCGUCGGUUAACUGCUAUGACACCGCAAAAGAAAGAGCAAUCCUCAGUACUGUGGAUCUGGGCACAGACGCCCUCAUGGCUGUGACUGGUGGAACCGCAGGGGUUGCCGGUUACGCGUUUGGAGCAGGUCUGAAAACUGGGGUGAAGGCAGGGGUUAAAUACCUGCUAAACAGCAUGAAAGAAGAAGAUGACCUGUUGAUGAAUCCGAAUAGCUGGGAGGAUGGAACCCUGAACGUCCAAUAAGAAAUGUACAGGGGAAUGAUGGCCAUUGACAGAAAGAUGAGACCAGAGCCAGAGGAUGGCAAAACUGCUCCAGUACACACCUGCAGUAAAUCAUGUUUAGGAAACUCUAUUUGAAGAGUUUGCUUCCAAAAUGAGAAAUUUUUUCAAAAAUCAUGUUUUUUUAUUUGGCAAUCCUAUUAAUAUAAAUGAAACUGCAAUUGGUUUGUUUUUGAUUUAAGCCAUAAUAACAAAAAAAUACAGCUAACUUACACAACAAAAACAUUAUAACAUAACAAAAAAAAGAUCUCAUUUUGGAACCAAACUCUUCAUUUAUUUAUGGACAUAUUAUAUAAUAUGCACAGUGACCAUUUACAAUGUUAGUCAUAUUAUGUAUAGUAAAAGCAAUAAUUGUAUUAUUUGUAUACUUGUGACUCGUUUUAAGGUCAUUGAUAUGAUUGAAUGGAGUCCAUGUUACAUCAUACAUCAAAACGAUCAAUUUCUAAUCAAAUAUAUAAACGGAAAACAAACAGUAAAAGACCAUAUCAUUUUAGUCAUUGAAAAUAAAUUUGAGUUAUUUGACUAUAAAUGUAAUAGUUAAUAGUAUAACAUUAAUAGCGAGAAUUUAUCUUACACUAAUUCCCUGUUUAUAUUUUACUCUUUUUGUAAAUGCAAAAUCGUCAUUUUAUAUGCACAGAUUGAAAUAAAGAAUAAAGAUUGGA
Molecule: messenger RNA, 4124 nt
Organism: Triplophysa rosa
Lineage: Eukaryota; Metazoa; Chordata; Actinopteri; Cypriniformes; Nemacheilidae
Gene: apof
Product: apolipoprotein F
Exons: 2
Coding region: 2179-3426 (415 amino acids)
Biological process (GO): cholesterol metabolic process
Source: RefSeq, a predicted model, not a curated record